AUGUGGGGACAGGGAAGAGAAUUGCUCCCUUUCUUCGCCACGGCUCUCUAUCAUUGGUCUCGAUUUCGUCCGACCAAGCUACUAAAUCGUUCGGAGAUUAUAAGUUUGAUCAGUAUCGAUUCUUUCAUUGUCUCAUUCUUGAACACUGCAUCAGACCCAGAGAAAGACAGCGAGGCAGUUCAAGAGUUCUUUACCAAGAUGGAAGCUGCUUUCAGGGCUCAUCCACUUUGGUCAGGUUCUUCUGAAGAGGAGUUGGACAGUGCUGCAGAUGGUCUUGAGAAGUAUGUCAUGAGCAAGGCAAAGUUAUUUACGCGGGUUUUUGCAUCAAACAUCGAGGAUGUAAUCUCCGAUGAGAAACUCUUUCAGAAGAUGGCGUUAGUUCAGCAGUUUAUUUCUCCUGAAAGCUUGGAUAUACAACCAUCUACUUUUCAGAACGAGACAUCAUGGCUGCUAGCUCAAAAAGAGCUCCAGAAGAUGAAUUUGUACAAAGCUCCUCGUGAUAAGUUAAUGUGUAUCCUUAGCUGCUGCAAAGUGAUAAAUAAAUUACUGCUAAAUGCUUCUAUUGCUUCAAAUGAGAAUGCACCUGGAGCCGACGAGUUUCUUCCUGUUCUCAUAUAUGUUACCAUAAAGGCUAACCCUCCACAGUUUCACUCAAACUUGAUGUACAUACAAAGAUAUAGACGUCAAUCAAAACUGGUUGGUGAAGCUGCCUACUUCUUCACGAACUUGCUAUCUGCAGAGUCUUUCAUCUCAAAUAUCGAUGCGAAGUCCCUUUCUAUGGAUGAAGCUGAAUUUGAAAUGAAAAUGGAAUCUGCACGGGCACGUCUUUCUGGUCUGGGAAGCCAGUCUUAUCCAACCACGCUUCUUCAAUCACAGUCGUCUGAGAGUCUUUCUGGAACCAACGAAACAUUGAAUCAGAACAGUGAACUGCCGGUAAAGAAAGCUGAAUCCGUUUCGGAUUUGGAAAAUAAAGGUGCUGCAACGCUUUUGAAAGAUAGCAGCGAGGCAAGCAAGAUCUUUAAAGAGUAUCCUUACAUGUUUGCCAGUGCUGGUGAUUUAAGGGUAGGAGAUGUUGAAGAGCUGCUAAAUGAUUAUAAACAGCUCAUUUUCAAAUAUGUUUGCAUCUCCAGAGGCUUGGGUGUUGCAGCAACAUCUUUAGCUUCAUCAAGUUUGCCUUUGCAGCCGUCUACUGAAUCUGAGGAGGAACAAACAACAGUGGCUUCAGAUGUUCAAACGAAAACCGAAACUGACAUGAGCGUUGAUGCUUUGCAGCCGUCUACUGAAUCUGAGGAUCAAACAGCAUUGUCUUCAGAUGUUCAAACGAAAACCGAAACUGACAUGAGCGUUGAUGAUUUGAUGCGGGCUUUACAAGGUGAAGGAGACAAUGUUCAUAAACUUUCAGACGAUUAUGAGGAAGAUGUUGUACAAGGAAGUGCUGAAGAACAUGAUCCCAAAGCUCAAGAAAAAGCAGAUAACGAAGACAUUGAUUUGAAGAAGCAAAGUGAAGAGAGAGAGGGUGACAGUUCUAGUUCUAGACCUGCAGAAGAUGAUGAUUCUGAUUCCAAAAAUCUAGUUGUAGAAGAUUAG
Molecule: messenger RNA, 1587 nt
Organism: Eruca vesicaria subsp. sativa (arugula)
Lineage: Eukaryota; Viridiplantae; Streptophyta; Magnoliopsida; Brassicales; Brassicaceae
Source: the annotation of a GenBank genome assembly